This is a messenger RNA of Thunnus maccoyii (southern bluefin tuna), 4940 nucleotides long. It is a transcript of the gene mafbb, whose product is annotated as v-maf avian musculoaponeurotic fibrosarcoma oncogene homolog Bb. The transcript has a single exon. Gene Ontology annotation, biological process: regulation of transcription by RNA polymerase II. NCBI's taxonomy places the organism in Eukaryota, Metazoa, Chordata, Actinopteri, Scombriformes, Scombridae. Gene Ontology annotation, cellular component: nucleus. Bases 3376 to 4359 code for a protein of 327 amino acids. The record is from RefSeq and is a predicted model, not a curated record. Gene Ontology annotation, molecular function: DNA-binding transcription factor activity, RNA polymerase II-specific; RNA polymerase II cis-regulatory region sequence-specific DNA binding.
UCAUUGACUGACUUUAUUCUCCACCUCAGUGGAAAUUUGUCUUUGACUUCUCCCAAAGUACAACAAAUACAUACACUACACGCAUAGCGCAACACACCAUUAAAAACAUACAAAAUAUACGACGUACAAUAGUGCUAAAUGGGCAGGUACUAGCAGGUAGGUUAUAUAAAUAAUACCAGAGAGCAGAUCUUAUAAAAUAACAAGUGUUUCCUUCAGCUGGUCCUUGGGGCCAUGAAUUGAUGGCCAGACAGGAGCAGCUCAAACUCUGAGUGUAGUGGGUUUGUGGUGCCUGCAGUUAUGUGUUUAGCCUGCCUGUGUACAGCACUGUCAAAUAUGUUGAAAAGUUGUUUCUAUGACGUGCCAAAUACCUUCCCUGCAAUAUUAACAAUUUUCGAGAGCUUGUUUUUGCUCUUUACACUCAAGUUGCCGUACCAAGCUGUUAUGUUAAAUGAUAAGACGCUUUCAACCAGGCUUCUGUAUGCCGUUUCAAGUAUGUGUUGGCUAACGCCAAAGCUCUUCAGCUUCCUGAUUAAAAACAAUCACUGGCUGGCUCUAUUAAAAAUGCUCUCUGAGUUCUCAUUAAAAGUUAGCUUCUCAUCAGUGAUUGUGCCAAAGUACUUAAAAUGUACUACUUCUUCUACAGGCUGGUUAUUGAAUAUGACAGGGAGGAUGUUCCUGGCUCCACUUGGUUUUGUUUGUAUUAAAAGUUCUUUUGUUUUCCAGUUUACUUUCCUUACACCAGUCCUGCAGUACAGUGACCUGUCUGAAGUCAGCCUCCUCGUGUUUGGUAUUGUCUUUCAGGAGAAGACCAACUAGGGCCAUAUCAUCAGCAUAUUUGAACAGCUUGACAUUACUGCUGUGAACAGUCAUUUCAUUUGUGUAGUGGUGACAGCACAUAGCCUUGUGGGCCUGUGACUGUGUCACUGUUACAUAGUUUGUCCAUCGAAGAGUACUGGCAAAUGUCCUGUUGAGUACAUACUCAUUGGUAAAUUAAUACUAAUUGGUAAAUUCUCAAAUAUUGAUUUGAGUUGGGCUAUAAUCCACAUGCAAACCUUUGUUACAUUUUUGGUGCUGACCAGUCAGUUAAAGGAUGUUGUGUUGUUGUUUUUUAAAGUCUGUCCUAUUUAGUGCAGAAUUGUGCACUUAUGGUAGCACUUCAUAAGCAUUUUCAAGAUGAAACGACAGAAUUCAGGAUUAUUGGGGAUAUCUUUGGAUAUUAAGCUUCCAAGAAGACAAAUAUUUUGGCUUGUUAGCAUUAGUUGAAUCUGAAUUAAGUCACAUUUUAAAGAUUGUCAUAUGGCAACAGAAAACCAGAAAGACGUGUCAGUGACAGUAUUUGUUGACUGGUGUGUUAUGUUGGUGAGGGAAUACUGCCCUGAGUUUAACCUGUAAGGCAGCUCCUCCUCUCAGGCUGCAUAAAAAUUCUGCCUCCUUCAAUAGGACCAGAAGACCUAAACUACAACUAUAAACUAUAAACUAACCUCCUACAAACUAUACUUGAUUGAUGGAGCGUUUACAGGGAACGGUACAAAUCAUCAAACUAAUGAGUUCUCAGAUGUCAGACGUUUCAUUGCGCUAUUGAUGUUACACUGAUGCAUAAACACCAGUGAUAUUGAUGAUAUUGGUGUAUAGAAAUUCAAAUGUGUUUAGGAAGGAAGAUGCUGUUAACAUCCUAUGAUUAGCAUACGUUAUAUCACCUGCCCUGCUGGCAUCAUUUUUCAUUUGUGUCCCUGAGAAAGCCUUGCUCAGUCACACAGUCUCCUCUGUUCCUCUUUUCCCAGAAAAUAAAACUGACUUAAACAAUAACUCGCCGUUCUCAGACAGCAAUUUCUAUUGGUUUUGGCUCAAGUCUUCUAUCUUGUCGGUGAAGUUUUCAGUAUCUUUGGAGUAAGCACUGCCUGAGAGGGUCACCUCAGGGCAGAACAUCCCUAAACCCUUUAAUAUCCUGUGCAGUCAUGUCACCACGGGGGUGACAAGCCUGAAUCAGGCAGAGGAUCCUGAACAUGCCAGAGGUAUUUAUUGUGUCAGUGCUGUCGAUGAGCUGCCGUUGGGGGGUUGUGAUUACUGGUGGUAUUCUUAGUUAAAGCCUUCAUCCAGAUUUUUGCAAACAGUUUUGGGUCCAUGAUCCAAUCCGAAUGCCCACUCACUCACAGACUUUGACGAGCAUUCCUGACGAGCUUGUCAGGACUCGUAGCUGACCUACUGUGAAAUCAACAAGCAUAGGGGAAUAUCCAAUAAUCCAUAGUAGCAGAAAGUGUCUCAAAUACAAACUAAUCAAAUCCAAAGAGCAACCAUGAAACAUAAAACAUGGAAGACGCGAGAGUUCACCAGGGAGCACCGUCUGUGUGCACGUUUGCGCUAUGAUAUGAUGACAGUUUACAAAUGUUUUCAUCUGACUUGAUCCAACAAUAAUGAAGACUAUUGCCCCCUCUUGCACUCAUGAGAGAGCUUUGAGUGGAUAUUGAUCUUGUAUUGGGAUUCCUGCAGUGCGGACUAAUGACCACAAGGUGUCAGUAUUUACCUGUGUACUUCGUAAAGAACACAGAAACCACAAUAGUGUCAAAUGAAUUGUAUAGCAGCCUCCUUUUUGUUGUGUAAGUGAAAUCAGGCUGUCAACACAUGUAUAAACCACCACAAAUUCAUAAAUAUAUAUAAACUAAUAUUCACCAAAUAAAGACUGAUAGAAACUGUUGUUUAAUUAUAUCUAUAUGGAUUUGUUGAAGGCAAAAGUGAUCCCACAUGUUGAAUCUCCUUGAAAAUAAUAAAAGUAAUGUCCAGACAAGUCUGGGUGUGAAGGUAUUUGACUGGACUGUAUACACACUGUGACAGAGCCAAACACCCUGUAGGAUCAAUAGGCCUAAAUAUAAAAUGGAGGACAAGUCAAACAAUAAAAAAUAUAUAUAUUGCAGAAAGGAAUAUGUGCUGCUGUGUACGACAUUUAUAGGUUUUGGUCAAAUGAUCAUCACGAACAGCUCGUGGAAACGGACUCGUAGCAGCUUUUAUGCAAAUCUUCCUCUUGAGCGUGUUUUGAUUGGAGAGGAGCGUGGAGGUGUAGUCUGGAAGGCGUGACAUAAUGCCAAUGCAGCUUUAUGAAGAAAGUGCGCUUCUCCUGAUCAGGCAGAGGUGCGUCUAGUCCUCUGGCAUCAGCGGACUUUUAGUUUGUGGCUCCAGAAGCCAAACAGGCUGCGCGGUGCAGAAUCACUUCGCUGUUCAGAGUUUGAUCAUCUGGGAGCUUUUCACGCACGCAUGUGGGUUUUUUUCCCCUCUGAGCUGAAAUCAAAGUUUGGAAUUACUGUGAGUGCGAUUUCACUGACUGCAUGAAAUAGCUGUGAACAUUUUGGAGCUCUUUGAAGAAACGAGCUUACCAUUUUUAAUAUGACUGAAGCGCAUUCACAUUUGGGACUGCAGAAAACCUCCAUGGAUUUCGUCAGCGACUUUGACUUGAUGAAGUUCGGCGUAAAGAAGGAGACGAUGCAGGGAAUAGACCGCUCCUUCAUCGGGCCGUGCAGCCAGCUCCAGAGACCAGACUCUGUCUCCUCCACCCCUGGCAGCACACCUUGCAACUCGGUACCCUCAUCACCAAACCUCCAUCCAAACGAGCAAAGAAAUAACCCCGGGAACGACCCGUUCUGGAUACCCAACAACGGGGGUUACCCUCAGCAAAUGUACCCUCAAGCUUUUGGUCUGACACCCGAGGACGCAGUGGAGGCCCUCAUCGGCGCCACAGCACAGCAGGGGCACCCAUCUGCGCCCCACGGCCACCACCCGCCACCUUUCCAAGCAGAAUAUGAUGCGUACGGCCACCUGAGCGAGCCUAUCCAGCACUACCCGGGGCUCUCGGGUCACCCAGACAUGCAAGGCAUCCCAGGCAGUCACUGCCAAGACCCCUAUCUCAAAGACGACAUGGGUAGCGCGUCCCCUCAGUCGCCGGAGGCCCAGCAGGUCAUCGGUGCGCACCACCAUCUCCAGCAGCCGCACAGCCGCCAAGACAGGAGAUCCGCGGCCGAGGCCCACUUCUCAGACGACCAGCUGGUUUCCAUGUCCGUCAGGGAGCUCAAUCGGCUCCUCAGAGGCCUCAGCAAGGACGAAGUGAUGCGUCUCAAGCAGAAGCGCCGGACCCUGAAAAACAGAGGUUACGCACAGUCCUGUCGCUACAAGCGGGUCCAGCAGAAACACAUUUUGGAGCACGAAAAGACCAGCCUGGUGUCGCAGGUCGAGCAUCUGAAACAUGAACUCAACAGACUGAUACGGGAGAGGGACGCAUACAAACUUAAAUGUGAAAAACUGUCCGGUGCGAACUGUUACCACGAAACCGGGUCCACCAGUGAUAACCCUUCCUCACCCGAGUAUUCUCUGUGAGUUUGGUUAAUUUCCUGCAGAACUGAUUCUUUUCCAUAGGGAGCCAUUUAUGCUGACAGCUCGCCUUGCUCUUUAACAAACAAUCCCGAGGAUUCAUCACGUUUGAAUUAAUGGACAUAAGGAUCUCACUCAAAUAAUUGUAAUAGAUACAACUAGGCAACAAGUUAUGAAUGGAAAAUUACAGUGAAGCAUGCAUGCAGGACAUGUAUGAGAUGUUUUUAUUUUAUACAGGCAUAUGUAUUUUGUCUGAAAGGAGAUACUUGAAAUCAAAGAAUAUUCCCUUUUAUUAAUAUACAACUUCUUUUUAAUCUUUCUGCUCCAGUUACUGCUCAAUCUUCAUAUCAGUGAUUUUGCUUUGCUUAGUUUUUGUAGUUCAAAUUAUAGUUUGUGUUCAUGCUUCUUUAAAACAGAAAACAUACUGAAAGGAAUGAUGCUAGAAAUGACAUUUUUAUUAUUUUUAUGAAGCUGAUUCUGCUGGACAGAGGUGUUCCUUGUUUGUUUUUCUUCUUAAGAUAAUAUACAAUUAUGCAAAUUGUUUUUCUUUACCAUGUUUUUCAUUUACUAUGGAUCAAUAAACCUAU